Aspergillus pseudotamarii is the source of this 1249-nucleotide messenger RNA. RefSeq lists its product as uncharacterized. Lineage: Eukaryota; Fungi; Ascomycota; Eurotiomycetes; Eurotiales; Aspergillaceae. The coding region runs from base 216 to 782 and encodes 188 amino acids. The transcript has 2 exons. The record is from RefSeq and is a predicted model, not a curated record.
GUGCAGUCAGAUCUCCCCCCCUCGCGUGCUCCUGCAAGGACAAUACCUUGUUAUACUCAUUAAUGCAAUCAAGAGUCAAGCCCUAAACUGACAUAAGUCGGGGUUGUCCGUCAAAUAUUUGCCUUUCAAACGUUCCACAUUAAUCAACGGCUUCCAACUUCCAAUUUCCAACCUCAUUGACAUCCUCGCGAGCCCGAGACGGCUAUCAACCGAAAAUGUCGCUCAAGCGCAAGGCUUCAUUCUCAGGAAUAUAUUCUCCUGAUGCGGCACCAGUCAUCGCAGGACGGUCAUUGAUGAUGGACGACACCCCUAAACAUCUCAAUAGUCGGACACGGAAGCGCUAUAGGAAUGAUCGCCCGGAUGAUAAAAUUGUAUAUGACAAUACGCUCCGCUGGCUCUUCACUGCCCAGCAGCAGCAAGGACCGAUUGCUUAUGCGGACGAAACGAUAGACAAGGACAUGGAGUCAGACUCUCUUCCAUCAGAAAUUGCCGAUCCACGACAACAAACACUGCAUAAAUUCUUCCAACCCUCCCGUCCGUUAUCUUUCCAAACCGGUCCAAACCAUAUGAAGCAACAAACGGACAAUAUUCCUCGAAACAAUACCGGUUUCUUGAAACGCCACGACAUUGACACUCUUUCAAACGUCACCUUGAUCGGUAGUAAUGCGGCUAGCACAUCCUCACAAGAUACCACGGCUGAUACGGAGGCGCGAAUGGACUCCGGAAGCAAUGAGUCUGUCCAAAACUCCAACAGAUGGAAUGGAGGAUCGGGUUGGCUGUGAUAUGACAUCUGAUUGCCAAUGCCCUAUGCUAGAUUCCUUCAUAUUACUUUAUACCCACUGACGAUUGAUUCUUUCCCACGAUACGCGUUUCCCGGAAAAACCAACGAUUGCUGGUCAUAGUUGGAGUUAUUUCCAUAUAUAUUCGUGAUUGAUGUCGAUGUUUUAAGCCAUUCUGCAAGGUUAAUACAAUAUAUCUAUAAGCAUGUCCUGCGUCGAAAUGACGUGGUCAAUUGAAUGCUGGGGGCGGAUCUAAUAUAAACAAAUUUGCAUUUCCUCGGUUAGUUGUAUCUCACUGGCAUGGUUCAUUUCCUUUACUCAAAGCAAAAUCCAUGGGAAGCAUAUACAUCCUAGUCAUCAAGGAUGAAUAAACUCCCAUAUCACACUUUUCUGGUGUUCAGGAAGUGCUACGUAAUUUCACAGGGCACCUUGAUUUACUUUCAUUUUGAGCAUGAGCAAGGAGAGUCAGA